AUGCCGACCAAACUGAUGAUGGCCUUUGUGGGCAUGGAUUUCCUCUUCGCCGGAUGUGGAGGACUGUUGCUGGGCUUCUCCCUCAUAUCUGAGCAAUCAAUGCGCGCCACUCCAACUGUAGACAACGUCACGCAGAACCUGCUGCUCGGCCAGUGUCCAUUGACAGCUGGCGUCGUCAAUGCUAUCUUCGUUUUCGUCACAUUCCUGCUGUCUCUCCCUGCGCUCUUCCUUCCAACAAAUCGAGGCUGGCUUCGUACUCAGGGCUGGCUAGUCGUCAUCUGUGCAACAUUCACACUCGGACUCGGUAUCGCCAUCUGGGUGGAAACUCUGCAAACCCGGACCAACCUCAGUGUACUUUGGGGCCGUGAGUCGCCGCUUAUUCAGAGUCUCCUGCAGCAAAAGUUCGACUGCUGCGGCUAUGUGAACUCGACCACCCCUCCAUUUGUCCAGGAUAGCACAUGCCAAAACACCCUGGUCGCCGCUCAGAAGGGAGGUUGCAUCGGCAAGUUCUCCUCAUUCGCCAACACGUACUUGGACCGCGUUUUCACUGCAGCCUUUGGCAUCGUCGGUGUAGACAUGAUCCUCGUACUCUGCGUUGCCAUGGUCCUCAAGUACCGCAUGGAGCAGGAGCGCUACAGGCACAUUGACGAGAAGAACGGACUUGGUGGACUAUAG
Messenger RNA from Alternaria incomplexa, 675 nucleotides. RefSeq lists its product as uncharacterized. Lineage: Eukaryota; Fungi; Ascomycota; Dothideomycetes; Pleosporales; Pleosporaceae. The transcript is spliced from 3 exons. The coding region runs from base 1 to 675 and encodes 224 amino acids. The record is from RefSeq and is a predicted model, not a curated record. Gene Ontology annotation, cellular component: membrane.